Molecule: messenger RNA, 1420 nt
Organism: Bicyclus anynana (squinting bush brown)
Lineage: Eukaryota; Metazoa; Arthropoda; Insecta; Lepidoptera; Nymphalidae
Exons: 8
Coding region: 1-1089 (362 amino acids)
Molecular function (GO): protein binding
Source: RefSeq, a predicted model, not a curated record
AUGAAUGAACUGUUGCAAAAGCAUGGCUGCUCUAACGUUUUUUCAGUUCCCGAAGGCCUGAAGGAACUUAUGGCUGAUAUAUCACGAGAGGUGCUACGCGCGCAACCACCAAAAAUAAACGAUUUCAUAGCCAACUACCUAUCAGUCCUGCUCAUCACCCGCGAGCACGGGCUCAUGGCGGUGAAGAUACUCGACGACCUGUGCGACUGCCGGCCCUCCGUGCUGGAACACCUGCUGCAGCUGGAGCUGGAUGACCAACAGGCGCGAACGAUCGCUGAUAUUAUCAAGGAGGAGAUUGAAGGGACAGAAGAGGUAGAGGGAAAAGAAACAAUCAGGGAGUACCAGAUAAUAAAGAAAAUUCUAGCGAAACAACCGUUGGACGAGGCGCUGACGGCGCAGGUGUGCCAAAUCGCCAGGAAUGCCUACCGAGACUACUGGUACAGAAAGAAGACAUUAAAAGAAGAUUUAAAAAUCACGUCUGAUGUCCCAUGGGAAAUAGCAGCAGAGCACACUUUGGAAAUCUAUAAGAGAACAAAACCUUCGUUCAGCGAGCUGACUCGAGCUACCGAGAAAAUUCAGGCAGCAUACAGGGGAUAUCAUGUCCGAAGAAAUAUUCUCAAACAUUUGAAACCGAAAUCGAAGAAGAAAAGAGGCCCUAAGGUUGCGCUGCCGGGACCGCCGUUGGACAUUGGAGGUUCAAGAGAGAUCGACUUGGGACCCAUGAUUGAUAUAAAAGUGCGUACAGACAACAUAAAUACUUUGUUCGGCGAGCACACCACCAAGGCCCUGGGGCUCGCCUACGACCCCUUGAUGACCAUCACCCACGUAGCUGAUGAGCAGGAGCCUCUGGAGUACACCAUUCUCCAACAAAGGAAGUCCCGUUCGCCCACGCAGGAGACGCCUUCAUCAAACCAAGCUCAGCCCAAUUCCAGCCCUCACCAUCAAAGCCGGCCGCCAAGCCGCUUGCCCAGCGUCGCUCCACCGGCGGAUCCCGCCAAUAUGAAGAUUACUUUUGCUAACGAAGCUUACUUUUGCUUCGUUUCUAAACAUGAGGGUCAUGAUAAUCAUGAGUUCAGGGUCGGGGUAUGAAAUAUUGAGCUUUUUAUACACACAGACCAACUCGUUUUUUUUUAAAUUAAAUAAUUCUUCUUUGUCGAUACACUCUUGACAGAGUGGUCGUGGUGGUCAUUUGGGUGUGGUGGCAAGCAUCACUAUCCUUAUCUAUCCAGUAUGAAUUAUAAUACUGUAGGUAUGACUUUUCAAAAGAGCAACUGUUGAGUUUCUUGCCGGUAUCUUCUCAGCAGAACCUGCCUUCCGAACCGGUGGUAGAAUCUUUACAAAUAGUCAACUGACGUGUCAAAAGUGCUUGUAAACUGAGCCUACUUGAAAUAAAUGAUUUUUGAUUUUGAUUUUGAUUUUG